Molecule: messenger RNA, 1823 nt
Organism: Oncorhynchus gorbuscha (pink salmon)
Lineage: Eukaryota; Metazoa; Chordata; Actinopteri; Salmoniformes; Salmonidae
Gene: rwdd3
Product: RWD domain containing 3
Exons: 4
Coding region: 278-1054 (258 amino acids)
Biological process (GO): positive regulation of protein sumoylation; positive regulation of hypoxia-inducible factor-1alpha signaling pathway
Molecular function (GO): protein binding
Source: RefSeq, a predicted model, not a curated record
AUUUUGGAAUGAGAUGUUUGACGAGCAGGUAUCCACAUACUUUUGGUCAUGUAGUGUAGUUUUAUUUACAAGUUGAACUAGCUAGCUACACUACAAGUAAAUCCGCUCUCUUGACCAUAGUUUAUUGUCUGGAUACGGGUGGAACUAAAAAUAGGGACUUGAAGUACAUCGGACAUAAACAACAAGCACACAUUUAACGCGUACAUUUUUUAAACAAAAUGAGUGAAAGAAGCACCGAUUUCUUUUGAGAUAUUUUGAAUGACAGUUGUUAUUUGAAAUGUCUGAGCUGGCAUUGGAUGAAAUGUCCGUUUUAUCAGCAAUAUACUGUGAAAAGGACGAAUUUGAGCUACUUGAGAAAUCAGCAGAAAAGGGACUUGUAUUCCGCAUCCAGAUUGAGGUGGAAGCAGCCACCAGUGAGAGAACUCUUUUGAGUCUCCUCUUCCAGCUGCCAACAGAGUACCCCCACUGUGUCCCAAAAAUAAGUGUCAGCUCUAAACAGCUCUCCAGGAAACAAUGCCAACACAUCAAGCAGAGUCUGCUGGAAAAGGCCUCCGCACUGGAGCCAGACCCCAUGGUUCAUGAACUACUGCUGUGGCUCCAACAGAACUUCACUGAACUUACUUUAAAUGACCAGUCCCUGGUGGAGGUGCAAGAGGAGGUUGGUGAGGAGGAGACGUGGAUAGCUCUUUUUCUAAUAGACCAUAUGAGGUCCAAAACAAAAUAUAUAAAGGCAAUUGAAAAGUGGAGCUCGGAUUUGGGGCUCACCGGAAGGCUGUUCUUGGGGAAGUUGAUACUGGUCCUUCUGCAAGGCGCAAGGAGGAGUAUCAAGGAAUACAUCCAUCUCCAGAGAACUGUGAAAGUAGAUGUGGAUUCAUCAGGAAAGAGAUGCAAAGAGAAGAUGAUGAGAGUUCUUUGCGAAACCCAAGUCUCAGACCUCAAACGGAUCUCAUCUUUUGAAAUCAAAGAGUUUUUGUCCCUCGAGGAGCUACAAAGGGAGUUUGAGCAAGUUGGACUAUUGAAACUGUACCAAGAGUUUGUGGCCACAUUGCCGUAGCCAUCAUGGCUUUUGUCAAGUCAUGCUUUUCCAGACUGGUGCAGAUUAUGUGAACUUUAUACUUUCCAUAUGACAGUCAACGGAAGGACUAAUCUAAACAUCUGAUUAACAUUCAGUUAUGGGUUACAUUUGUGCAUUGAACAUGAAAAAAGGUAUUCAAAAGGUUUUUCUAUCAUCCACAUGAUGGCAGCAAAGUCUACCAUUUGAAUCAAAGAUUUGUAAAGUUGUUAGUUUAUUAAAAACAUUUUUUUAAAUUGUCACACACUGGAUAGGUGCUUUGAAAUGUGUUGUUAUACAGGGUCAGCCAUAGUUGCAUGGCACCCCAGGAGCAAAUUACUGUGAAGUGCUUUGCUCAACAGCACAUCGAUAGGUUUUUCACCUUGCCAACUCAGGUAUCCACUUAAGCUCUUCCCUAGUUGAAAAGUUGUGCCUUGCUUUCUACUCCUGAAAGAUUUGUUCCUCCUUGUACCUCUUCAUCAGAUGAAAUACAUGAAGGUUAAGGUCAUAUAGAAAAACUUCUAUAAAGUGGUCCACAAAUCUCUGAUGUUACAUGAAAGUUGCAUCAUAGGACUUAGCUUCGGAUUGCGUAUAGGAUGUUGUGUACAGAUGCGUAUCGUUCCGAUGCCUAGCGUCUGAAAUUAAUAACAGCCAUACAGUUUUAGCCUCGCAUUCGGAAAGUAUUCAGAUCCCUUGACUUUUUCCACAAUUUUGUUACGUUACAGAUUUGUUCUAAAAUGUAUUAAAAAUAAAAAUUUCUACAUAGAAUGCC